AACGUUUCACACACCAAAAUGCACAACAACGACCACAUACCCGUUCACCACGUCCAUGGUCCGAACCCGAAACCCAUGAAACUGAACCGCCACCGCUCGGUCCGUUACUACGUCCAUCGGGUCCACGAAAGCCUCACAACGCGGGUCUCCAAAAUGAUCUGCGCCGCAUUCUUGGGCCUCCUUUUCAUUUUGGGCCUCAUCACAUUCAUCCUCUGGCUCAGUCUCCGGCCCCACAGGCCCAGGUUUCACAUCCACGAGUUCAACGUGCCCGGUCUGACCCAAAAUUCCGGGUUCGAAAACGCCGUCAUAACCUUCAAGGUAUCUGCGCGAAACGCCAACCAGAAAAUCGGUGUUAACUAUGAGUCCAUGGGUGGAGCGGUUUUUUACCGGGACCAAAAAAUCGGCUACACGCCGUUACUUUUUCCGUUUUAUCAAGAGCCCAAGAACACCACGGAGGUAGACGGCGAACUUAGUGGCGCCUCGUUGACCGUUAGUAGUGAGCGGUGGUCGGAGUUCCAGAGCGACAGGACUGACGGUAGCGUGGUGUUCCGCUUGGAAUUAACGUCUGUGAUCAGAUUCAAGAUUUCAACGUGGAAGAGCAAGCGUCACACGAUGCACGCCAACUGUGAUGUGGGAGUGGGAUCCGACGGUUCCCUGUUGACCAAUUUCAAAGACAAGAGAUGCCCCGUUUAUUUCUCUUGAACUUUUAAGUAAGAAAAUGAAAAGAAAAAAAAAAUCACUAAUUUCUUUCUGCUCUAAAUAAUUCAUUAACUUAUUUUCUUCUUUUCUUUUUUCACCCUAUUUUUAUUAUCUUAAUUUUUAUUUUUUUCACCCUAUUUUUAUUAUCUUAAUUUUUAUUUUUUUAAAA
This is a messenger RNA of Vigna angularis (adzuki bean), 868 nucleotides long. RefSeq names its product NDR1/HIN1-like protein 26. NCBI's taxonomy places the organism in Eukaryota, Viridiplantae, Streptophyta, Magnoliopsida, Fabales, Fabaceae. The record is from RefSeq and is a predicted model, not a curated record. The transcript has a single exon. The coding region runs from base 19 to 702 and encodes 227 amino acids. Gene Ontology annotation, biological process: defense response to other organism.